GGGUUGAGAAUGCACAAACACAGCUUGAGAUUUCUAGGGAACCGGACAGAAGGAAACUCUGAGCAGCUCCUACAAAACAAGGAAGUACAGAGGGAAGGAUGAGGUGGAGAAGCAUGGAAAAAUAACAAAGAUGCCUUAAAGGAACAUAGCGGCCAAGAAAGGAGUGGAGGACAAGAAGACGAGAAGAAAUUGGGCUGAUAGAUUAAGAGAAGAGUAAAGCAGCAGAGAAGUGAUAAAAAGCCAAGGCCUGUCAGUAGAGAAAAGAGAGGGAAAAAGAGCAAGCGGCAGUUACAUUAAGAGGAGGGAGGGAGGGUGAGGAGAUUAACAGUCUGAGAGAAAGAGAGAGAGAGAGUAAAGAAAAGGGUGCAGUUGUCAAGAAACAGACUCAGGGAUAAAAUAAGGAGAGGACGGCAGAGGGAACAUCCGUAUUUAAAUGAGCGUUUACGAGAGCACAUGCAUGUCAGCGGCUAUGUGUGCGCCAAAGCUUGUGCGUGAGAGUGGAUGCGCGUUAUGAGGACUCUUAUGCUCUGGCUUCUUCCUAUCAUCCUUCUGUGUUCCUUCUGCAGUGUGGCCUUCUGGAUAUUCCUCUCUAACAAUAAUGUAAUCCCUCACCCUUCAUCUAGGAUUCCUCAAAAAAGCUCAGAAACAAAAUCUUGCAAGGGAUGCAGCAAAGACAAUGUAUUAAUUGCCAAGGGACUGGAGAACUACUCACACAAAUGGAAAAAACACGAGGCAAACUUUAAAAGAUUCAGGUCAUUACUGAGUAGCAAAUGCUAUGCUGUGUCAAAGGCUGUGGUCACAAAGAAUAACACCCCACUGGGGUCAAAUGUUAUCUAUGAUGGAGAGAGGAGAAAGCCGCUACAGGUGACACAAGCCCUGUUCAACAUAUUAGUUAAGGAGCAGCCCUUUGGAAAUGCAACAUGGGAGUCAUGUGCCGUGGUGGGGAAUGGAGGUAUUUUGGCCAACAGCAGCUGUGGAGAAGAAAUUAAUUCAGCCCAGUUUGUCAUUAGAUGCAACCUUCCGCCAUUGGAUAACAGAUAUGAGAAAGAUGUGGGCAACAAAACCAGCCUGGUGACUGCAAACCCCAGCAUCCUCCAUGAGAAGUACAGUGGACUGAUGGAGCGUCGUCGUCCAUUUGUGGAAAGCCUUCGUCCUUAUGGACAAGCCUUAUUGCUGUUGCCAGCCUUCUCCUACGGUCACAACACGCCUGUAUCCCUGCGUGCCUUUUACACACUGGAGGACUUUGGCAGCGACAGCCCGCUGCCCGUUUUCCUGAAUCCAGAAUACUUGAGGAGGUUGUCGAAGUUUUGGCGUGAGAGAGGCCUUAACUCGGUUCGUCCCAGCACAGGACUCAUCAUGGCCAGCUUAGCACUAGAAAUCUGUUCAAACGUCCAUUUAUAUGGUUUUUGGCCCUUCAAUAAACAUCCAAAUGACAAUCGGCCGAUCACCAACCAUUACUACGAUGAUCGGGAGAGCAAGAAGAACGUCCAUUCUAUGCCGACUGAAUUCGAACAUUUAUUAAAACUUCACAAGCAAGGUGUGAUUCGCAUACACCUUGGCGAGUGUCAACCCACUUAAAGUUAAAGGCCUUGUCUGCAGUGUACUGCACACCCCUAAAGAAUACCUCACAGUUUGAUUAAGGACUUCAACAGGCCACCUGGAUGGGUCUGGAAUGCGCACUGAAUUUAUAUUGCCUAUAUUGCUGUGCAAAGCAGCAGCCAUGACCAUGCACAAAAAAAAAAAAAUCAUGUUUUUUAAGCUACUUUGACAUAAUCUUGCACACAAAAAUAGCUGAAAACAAAUGCAAUUAUUUUAGCCUUGGUAUACUGUGAAAGAAUUUCAUUAGGAAAAUGUCUCCUAGAUCAGCACCCCUAAACACUCCUUAAGCAGACUUGCCUUUGUCAGCUUUUAACGUGCUCGCUGUUGGUGCUCCUCCAGCUCUGUUGCAUUCAUCUCAAGUGCCAGUCUGUCCUCUUUAGCAGUUGUUAGCAGUGAAUGUGUAUUUGAUCUCAGGUGUGCAGAAAUAGCUGUAUUAGCAGCACUGGAUUAUAACUCUAGAUCUUGAAUCCAGGACUCAGAGCUCAGCUAGGAGAUCGCAGAAAUGUCUGGAUGAUUGGAAACAUGACUGAGAAACAAUAGGAAGCAUGGAUGUGGGUUAGCAUAACUGAGAGUAAGAACACGAGAGGUGUAAAAGCUGACAAGAGUGGCAAAUUUCAAAUGUGCCAAUUUUGAAUGCCCUGUCUGAGAACGUUAUGACUCUUACAGCAAUCACUGUAAAGUAAGUACAAUUUGCUUUGAAUUAUUAAAUAUCAAUUUGUGAGAUUGGAUCUCCUUUAUCUUAAAACCUUAAAGGGAUUUCCCCCCAAAAUAAAUU
Sinocyclocheilus grahami is the source of this 2374-nucleotide messenger RNA. RefSeq names its product alpha-2,8-sialyltransferase 8F-like. Gene Ontology annotation, biological process: oligosaccharide metabolic process; N-glycan processing. The coding region runs from base 502 to 1578 and encodes 358 amino acids. The record is from RefSeq and is a predicted model, not a curated record. The transcript has 7 exons. Gene Ontology annotation, molecular function: alpha-N-acetylneuraminate alpha-2,8-sialyltransferase activity. Lineage: Eukaryota; Metazoa; Chordata; Actinopteri; Cypriniformes; Cyprinidae.